GAGACAGAGAGUCCGGGAGGUAAAGUUCUAGAACGGUGUUAUAAUAGUACACUGUCUCUAUGCUUUAUCCCCUUCAAACAAACACUACAAGGAGGCUGGGCAACUUUUUUUAAUUAACUUUUUGCAGAUUUUCCCCCUCCGCUUUCAGUGAUAGUUUUGAUAAACGAGUCAAUUUCCUUCAUUCUUCUCAGGAGGAUCGGGUCUAAUUUCUCACAGUGCAGCGGAGGCACUGAACUCAGGGAAAGCCUGCGUGUGUGUGUGUGUGUGUGUGUAUGCGUGCGCGCGCGCGCGUCGCCCCCCUGACGGGUAGAUUUAAAAGAAGUUGAUGGCCGUGUCACUGAAGCCGCUUCGGACCCAGUUUUAAUUACCAGGCUACAAGCAAAGUAAGGCAACGGCCCGUUUGCUUCGGUUAAUAAUUACACAGAGCUGUGUGCUGAACGGAGCAGCUUCUUCGAGGAUUAUUUUUUCGCAACUCCUCGGCUGUAAGAAACAUUGCCCAACUUUUCGGCGCCGCAUUUGAUCCGUCAGCAUGCCUCAUAACUCUCCGGCGGCAACCUGUAAGCCAGCCUUUGAAGUCGUAGACGUCGCUCUCGUGCGUUUUUGGUGGAUUUAUCCACAAAGUGUUGCGCUCACGGGACGGGUUUAACUUUUAAAGCUUUGCCUCCUGUGUGCUCGCAAAAUGUGACUGGAAGGUACAGUGGCCAAUGUGCGCUGCAUUGUAAAAACAGUCCCGAGGAUUUACGGAUACACAGUUGCCAGGAGAGGACCCCGUCCUUCUUGGAGAGGAUACCGCAGUUAAGCUACCACGUAAACACCCUCCAGACGAGGACAUAGACCCGCCUGUGAUGAAGAGCACCCCGGUGGAAACAAAUGCACUCUUUAAGAUCUAAUACUGCACGGCUCGUCUUCACAGUGCACUGGCGCAUGCAGUGCUUCUCAACCCACAUUAAUGACACUGGAUAACAGUUAAUCGGAGCUUUUUCCUCGUGUGAGACAUCACUUUUCACGUGAGACAUAUAAAUAUCUGUAACGUGUUAGACUGGGAAUUAACUCUAGUGUUGAAUGGAAGUUUUAUGAGUUACCAUGGAAGUCCUCCGGCUUUGAAAGCCCAGAUCUGUUAAGCAAGUAGGCAGAAGGAAUAAAGCGGGACCUGUGCGUGUACUUGUCGAUACCGCUUUCCUGCGUCUUGUUUAUCCGCGGUGCUUGCCUGCUUUGAAGUCCAAGAUGUGCGGCCGGGACCCGCCGCUACAGCCGAGGCCAUGACCGUCCCACAGCGGCGCCCGGCCGGGCUCUGGCCGUGGCUGCUCAUGGCGGCCCUGCAGGUAGUGCUGGGCCAGCAGGGCCUGGAGUCCGAGCGGCCGGUUCUCCGAGCGAUUAUCAAGGUGACGCUGCUGAAGCACGAGCCCACGGGGAAACCCCUCACCUUGGAAGGGGUGUUCGUGGGAGGAAGUGCCGGCAAAGCAGAGGGAAAACUCAUGCAGUAUCAUCCUCUGUCUCUUUGCAACACAAGUGAGGAUGAACGACAAGAGAGUGACUUCAUCACCAUCGUCAAACUGGAGCACAGGGUACAUCACUGUCUGCCACUGCCCGACAAGGCUCGCAUGGCACUGGAUAAAGGAGCUCAAGCGGUGAUCUUUGAUAUCAGAAACGAUGCCAGUGCUGCUGCUGAGCUGCAAGAAGUAGACUCCCUUCCCCGUCCAGUUGUGCUGGUGGAGGAUAAUAAUGCUAAGGAGUUGAUGGAUUUGGUCAACAAGAACGAGGAAGCCAAAGUUGUCAUUGAGAUCAAGAUGGAGCCAAAAUGGCCACAUUAUGAUGUUGGUAUCCUGCUCACCAUUGUCCUGGCUAUUCUCACCAUCAUCCUGAUUUUUGCUUUCCGCUACAAGUGCAAGUCCAACAGAACUUUGGACUCCGUCCAUCAACAGACCAUGCGGGCUAUUAGUCAACUGGAGAUCAAAAUCUACAGCUCUCAGGGCUGCUCGGGCUUGCAGCGCCACCGUGCAGCCUGGGGUUCAGCCAGCAGCUCUAACUCGAGCCCCGUCUGUGCCAUCUGCCUGGAAGAGUUCCAGGACGGGCAGCUUCUGAGGAUCAUUUCCUGUGCUCAUGAGUUCCAUAAAGACUGUGUUGACCCGUGGCUGCUGCAGCACCGCACCUGCCCACUCUGCAUGCACAACAUCAUGGGGCCGGAGCGGCAGUCCCAGAGGAACAGACUCCAGCAGAACACAGAGCAAAGCCAGAGCUUCUUACAUCCUCAGCCUUACAGCAGUCCCCACAACCAUCCCUUCCCCCAGCAUGCUAUCCCCUUCUCUAUGAGGCCCCACUAUCCUCGUGGACCCUCUGGACCUUAUCCCAAUCUGGGCCACUAUAGUGGCUCCUCUCCCAUGGAGACUCAGACUGUACGUUUCCUCACCAGCAGGCCGUUGGGCUCAGCCUGUGGGUACCACCUUCCCACGGAGGUUCCUGGGAGGCCCCACAGGAUUGGCGGUAACUGUAGGACCUCCACCCACCACUACACCCCCCGCCGGUCCUGCUAUAAUUACCGCUCAUCCUGCCCAGGCCAGCGCAGCGCAUCCAGCUCAAGACUGCAUCACACGGUCUCACUCACGCCACAGACCCGUGGGGCACCUGCCCACAGCCGGCAGGACGAGGGAAGCUGCUCGGGUGGCAGCUACCGUACGGAGCGCAGCGGAUACUUAGCUGACGGACCAGCGAGCGACUCCAGCUCAGGGCCGUGCCACGGCUCAUCCAGUGACUCAGUUCUCAACUGUACUGAUGUGUCCCUGCAGGGAGUUUAUGGCAGCUGGUCCACCUUCCGUAGCUCUCUGAGCAGUGACUAUGACCCGUUUGUUUAUUGUGGACCAGGUCCCGGACAUGCGCCCCGCAGGAACAGCCUGGAGGCUGGUGCCCAGGCCCGGCCCAGGUCCCUGGAUUCUGUGGUGAACAAAGCAGGCUGCCCUGAAGAACAGCCACAGACUGUAUUCAGCCACAUCCACUACCACCGUCACAGACACCACCACUAUGAGGAGGGGGAGCACAGCCAGGGUGCGAGCAGAGGUUCAGACGAGGAGCAGGUGGCCGCCGCUGCCACAGCUGCACCUGCUGUUCCUGUCCCGGACAAAGACUCAACCGUGUCCCCUCCUAAGCACAGCCCCUGCCACUGCCCCAAAGCAAACUCCACUGAUCGGCCUAGCCCAGGGCCUGAGUGUCCAGACCACGACGCCGGCAGCGCCGCAGGACCUCCUGUGCUUAUGUCCCCAAUCUCCUUACAACUCCAGCCCCACUGCUGCCACCAGGGACACGGACACCCUCCUGCUCCUCUCGGGAGAGUGGGAGGAUGUGUGCUUGAAGGACCCUCUGUUCGCUUCCAUCAGAAUAUGGAUCUGCAGGAUGACCGCAGCAUCCACAUCCACUAUGGUCAGGGCCCGGGCUUCUGCUGCUCUCCUCCUGAGCUGCACCCCACCUUGCUCCCUGUGCCCCUCAUUCUGGACUCUGGUGGGAUGGAGGACUGGCCUUGCUGUGCUGGGGCCCAUGUUGUGUGGCAAAAACGGGUGCAGCAGGCCCACUCAGAGCCUCAGCUCCUGGGGCCUGGGACCUCUAUGGACAGGCCACCCUGUAGGUUCCAUCAGGGGCCUGCUGCUGAGUGCAACACAGACAUUUGUUUAUACUGCCAAUCAUUACAACACAAUCAGGGAUCAGAAGAGGAGUCUGGAGUGUGAGAACGUAUUGCAUCCCCAUGAUCACACUGCUACACAGGAGCCAGACUGGACAAGCCUCUCAUUGGCUCUCAUGUCUUCCACAGAUGUCUUUCCACCAGCAGUGCCUUCACACAGAUGAUUCCCCAAGCUCAAACAAUCAAACGAUCGUCACUAUUAAAAGUGAAAUUAAAUGAAAUUUUAGAGUCAUUCUCAACCCUCUAUGAUAUUUAAUAUCAAAAUAUACUAAAAGGAAUAUGUGAAGAUGAGUAAAAAAAGUUCAUAUAGCACAGAGGAAACGCCCUUCUUCUGUGCAUUUACUCCUUAUCACCUCGUAGGAAGAACGCCCAUGCUAUCACAAGUUCUCAUGCUCCUUGGUGACAGCUAUCAAAUGGUCCUUGCUGAAGGUGUUGAGCCCUCGUGAAGUGAGACUCUGUCUCUGCAGCGUGUCCCAAACUCUCUUCUCUCACAUAAUAACUUGAUUUAUCUUAGAGGUACUUCAUUUUCACUUCUUCGUCUUCCUUCGCUGAGUCCAGUCUCAGCUUGAGAGAUGCUUUUCUCUCCAGCCUACCUCAGCUCAGAUUUCUUAACACGCCUCAAACACGAGGUCCUUAAAGGUACUGCUGUAGUGAUUUUAUUUUUCCUUUUUAUGUCACAACCAUGUAGCUCCCACAAACUCAACAAAAUCUCUCUGCAGUCUGACCUGUCCAAACAGAGAGGAAAGGUUGAUGCUCAGCCCCUCAAGCAAAUGAGCAUUCAUUGAGGUUGCUGAGCUUUGCAUGGGCCUUUUGUUUUCACUAUUACAAAUAUGGCAGCUGUAUUUUUUCUUCUUUUUAUUUCAUCUGUCAAAAUGAAUCGAUUUGACUGAAUUAUGUUUUCGUCAUUACAAGCUAUCGUCUUGGUAUUGUCAUUUCUUUUGCCAGUGGUUACAUCACAUGUUUGACCUCAGUGCUGUUAAACCCCCUGAUCUGUGCACAGUGAACGAGCCUCAGCAGAAGGACGGUCAUCUGCUGCUUUAAACUCAUCACAAUGUUGUAGUGUCCUCCACAGAGCUCAUACUCUCCACUUGUCUUUCAGCACCUAAAGCUGUAGAAAUAUGCCUUAAUAACUGGGUAUCAGUGUAACUGGAGUAAAGCCAUGCUAGAUACACCUAGCAGUCCUGAACAUCACUUUAAGGAGCACCAGUGUCCUUCUUUUGCUUUCCCAAUGUGUAGAUCCUGAGGAAUGUCUCAGGAGCAAUCAGACACUGGAGAAAAAUCAAAAUAAAAUGCCCAAAGCGGUAAAAUAAUUUUUUUUAUUCUGUGCCAAUCAUGAAGAAAGUGCCACCUCAAAUCAUAAGACAUCCACGCUGUGCUGAACACUUGAUAGAAUUAACUUUUAAACCUUUGUUACCUUGGUUUCCCAUCUAUCCUUCACAUGCUGUAUCUAAAAAAUGGGCAUAGCCCAUGUGGAAGUGCCUUAAACCUUUUUGUAAUGGCCACACAUCCAUCUUUUAUGUAAAGCCUAUUCUAGCCACUCUGAUAGAUAACAGUUGGCCUGACGCUAUCAAAAAAAAUGACCUGCUUCUUUUCUAAUUAACCACAGGCUUCGUCUUGUUGUACCAGACUAGAAAAUCUGAGAUCAGAGCAGUAGGAAUUGUGUUUUAGAGUGGAGUUCCUCUCAAGGCUCAGCGAAAAUGUGAAAGGAUUUUACCUGCAGUCAGACUGCAGACUGAGCAGAGAAAGCAUGGACAUUGGCCAUGUAACCAUUAGCACUUACUAAACUCUUACCGGUGCCUUAUUCAUGUAAACAGGAACACACUAAGCUCUUACCUGUCUAACCAAAGAGGCAACUUCUUGAACACAGUGAACUCUUAAUAUGUUGUGCCUUUCUUUUCUUUUUUUUUUCUGCUCCCACCCAUCUUUUGGAUCCCACUGUGUGCUCCCACUGACAAGAGAGGACAUGCUAGAAUAGAAGUGGAAAUUAUUUUUGGAAACUUUUUUUUGGCCUGCGGUCCCUCGUACCAAUACCUCACUUUGAAUGUGUCAACUCAGUGUCCUUUAGCUAAAGCAUCAGGGUUUCCUUUUUCUGUCCAAAUGGUCCCAGAGACUGAGAUGGAAAUGACUGAAUGACAAGCAGCACUUUGGCUCAAGUAAAUUUUAUAGAAAAAAAAAACAACAACAUAAAACUUUAUAUAGUAUUAAUGGAAAGUAAGCCCGGAACCAUCAGCACAUGGGAAAAAAAUUGCAUUAAGUGAUGCCACACAAUAUCUAGUGUGAUUUCAUCCUGUUCAAGAUCUUUCUCUUUGUGUCAUUUAUGUGUUUGUAUGUUUUUUUUAUGUUUUGCAAGAAUAAUGAGCUGAAACUGCCUUUUCUAAUAGAGUGAGGAAAAAAGAAAGUCCCUCCAGAACUUUAAGGGAUAUGUCAGUAUAUUUUGGAUACUUUGUGUAUAAAAAAGUGAACAACAAAAACAAAAAUGAAAUAGUGUUGUAUUUUAUAUAUAAUAGAACAUUUCAAUAUAGUGACAUGUCACUAAUAUAUUUAUUUACUAAUAUAUUUAUCCAUUUUGCCCAGGUUUGAAAGUGGUUUCUGUAUAGACUGAAUGUUCCUAUAUGGAAACUGACCGGUGCCAUCACAGAUGUAUCAACCUGUCUUCAUUCCAAUUAUAUGCAAAUAAAUUAUUUUGAAAUAA
This is a messenger RNA of Neolamprologus brichardi, 6359 nucleotides long. RefSeq names its product ring finger protein 43 (gene rnf43). The record is from RefSeq and is a predicted model, not a curated record. NCBI's taxonomy places the organism in Eukaryota, Metazoa, Chordata, Actinopteri, Cichliformes, Cichlidae.